AUGGCAAAGCAAGGUUAUAAGAGGUUCGCUUGGGUGAUAAAGGACUUCUACUCUUUGCAAUGUGAGAAGUGUUACUCUGUUCCAUUCCUUAUUGGUGACUGCAAAUGGCGUCUUUGUGCUUAUCCCAAGGGAAGAAACGUUAAUUACUUGUCUCUGUUUCUGGAUGUUGUUGAUUCUGAAUCAUUGCCUUCUGGAUGGAGCAGAUACGUCAAAAUUCGUCUAACCGUGGUAAAACAGGUUUCGGAAGAGCACUCAGUAAUAAAAGAAACGCAUCGCUGGUUUGAUGAGAAGCAUUUGGGCUGGGGUUUUCCAGCUAUGCUUGACCUCACCAAACUCCAUGACGAGAUGGAUAGGUUUCUCGUAAAUGGAGAACUCGUGAUUGUUGCAGAUGUUCAAGUUCUUGAAGUUGUUGGCACUGUAGAUGAAUCGGCGGAAAGUGAAGAGGCAUCUGAACCUGUAAGCAAGAUGAAGGUAGAUGAUGGUGCAAAGUCUAUUGAUUUGCUCAGCCAGACUCAACAAGUGAAGGAAAGCAUUGAUGUCAAUGGGUUUCAAGUUCAUCCUUCACAGGUGGAAUCCGUGAGAUGUAUUUUUGAAAAACACCCAGACAUUGCAAUAGAUUUCCAAGUAAAGAACCAACAUCUGAGGAAAACAUUCAUGAAUUUCCUGGUUAACGUAAUCGAGACGCUGUGCCAAUCUCUUCAGGAGCUCUCCAAAGAAGAUCUUUUGGAGGCAGACAUUGCACUGACAUACGUGAAAGAUGCAGGAUUUAAGGUGGAUUGGUUGGAGAAGAAGCUGGAGGAAGUAAAAGAAAAGAAGGGGAAAGAACUGUCCGGUUUGCUCCAGCUCCAAGAAAUGGAGGAUAAUUUACUGAAACUGAAGGAAAAAUGUUCAGACCUGGAUGCUCUAGUGGAUAAGAAGAAGGCAGAGUUGUCGGUUACCAGAAGUCCGCUCUCAUUCGAUGAUGUUGUUUGA
Arabidopsis lyrata subsp. lyrata is the source of this 972-nucleotide messenger RNA. RefSeq names its product MATH domain and coiled-coil domain-containing protein At3g58410. The coding region runs from base 1 to 972 and encodes 323 amino acids. The transcript has 4 exons. Lineage: Eukaryota; Viridiplantae; Streptophyta; Magnoliopsida; Brassicales; Brassicaceae. Gene Ontology annotation, molecular function: protein binding. The record is from RefSeq and is a predicted model, not a curated record.